Magnolia sinica is the source of this 858-nucleotide messenger RNA. RefSeq lists its product as uncharacterized. The transcript has a single exon. NCBI's taxonomy places the organism in Eukaryota, Viridiplantae, Streptophyta, Magnoliopsida, Magnoliales, Magnoliaceae. The record is from RefSeq and is a predicted model, not a curated record. Bases 1 to 858 code for a protein of 285 amino acids.
AUGACUGGAAAUAGAGAACCGAAUCAUGAAAAGCUAGGCCAAUUGAUUCUUCAACUCUAUCUUUCUCAAUGUUCUAAUGUAAUUCCCCCCAAUCUAUCCUUCCAACUUCCACCACCACCUCUUCCCUCUUUCAGCACAUCCUCGUAUGCCACUGCAGUUGCCUUGCAAGAACCACCCAUCUACAUCCCUCCUUUCGCAGUAGACUAUGGCCAGACCACAUCCAUCCCAGUCUCCAAUCAUCACCCAACUACUAUCUUCAAAGCCACAGUGGUGCAGCAGCAGGACCCACCACCCAAUGUAGUGGCCCAGCAAAACCUCUCACCGGUCCGACGCCACAGACCUACCAAUGCUCCACACGGGAACAAAGAUGAGCAUGUGGUUCCACCAUUCGAGUGGGCUACCGACCACCGUGCCACCGUUCACAGUCUCGACUACCUUAGAUCGCAUGACAUUACCAGGAUCAAGGGCGAUGUAGAAUGCGAGCGGUGUGAGAGUCGAUAUCAGAUCGAGUUUGACCUGAACAUCAGCUUUGGGGAGAUUUCAGAAGAUAUAAUAAAGAAAAAGAUCUCUUUCUCGACAGCGCCCAACGAGUGGAUGAAUCCGAAGCUGCUUGAUUGCAUCGUAUGUCAACAGACUGAAUGUUUGAAGCCUGUUAUCUCUGAAAAGAAGCGUUCUAUCAACUGGCUUUUCUUGCUAUUUGGGAAGAUGCUUGGCUGCUGUAGUCUUGAACAGUUGAAGUACUUCUGUAAGCAUACAAGGAACCAUCGGACGGGUGCAAAAGAUCGGCUUCUCUACCUUACUUAUCUUGCCCUAUGCAAACAGCUCGAUCCUCACGGCCCGGUCGGACGCUUUUAUUAA